GUGGAAAGUCCUGAUGGACUAGGUCAUGACAUUCACAGCCACAGCAAUGCAAGCAUGCCUGGUACUGGAUCUAGCAUGACGCCCCACACCAGCGUGGUGGAAAAACCAGACACGUUGGCAGAAAGUAGCCUACCUCUAGAGUGCAUGUUUUGCGAGGAGACUUUCCUGCGUCAGGAAGACCUGGGACCACACCUUCUUUCCCAGCAUCCCACAACAUUCCACGCUCCCGCAGUGUUGUGUGUGGAAGCGGAAUUCUUAACUCCCAGCGAAAGGGCUCGUUCUAAAACCUGCCCAGCUGUGGAAAAGAAUGAGGAGCUCUGUUGCGUUGUGUGCGUCCAGGCCGUUGCAGAUGCAACCGAGCUGGAAACGCACAUGCGGAAACACAAGGAGUCUUUCACGUACUGCUGUGGCCUCUGUGGACGUCGUUUCAAAGAGCCGUGGUUCCUAAAAAACCACAUGAGAACCCAUGGCGGAAAGGCUAAACACAAAAACCAGGACCUGGAGAGCCCAGCCACUGUUAAUGAGGUCAUUCAAGACCAGCCCCCAUCACCUGUGCUCAAGUCGUACAAAAUGUGCAUGGUAUGUGGCUUCUUUUUCCUGAACAAGGAAGUUCUGGCUGAGCACAGCAAGGUCCACAAUCGUGAACUGGAAGUGGAUGAGAACGUCUCCUCCGACAGCCACCCUGCUGAGGAGGUUCCUGUCUCUCAGAAGGCAUUUUUGCAGACCCUACAAUUGCAUCCUUCGGGUGCGAGAGAAGAAGCUGAAAGAAAUCACCCAUCUGGACGCUGGAUAUCCCAACUUGAUCCUUUCAACACCUACCAGGCCUGGCAGUUGGCCACCAGAGGCAAGAUCGCAGCAGGUCCGAACUUGGCCAAGGAGCUCAAUGCAGACUCCAACUCUGACAACGAGGACUCUGGUUCUGAAAAAGAGGAACUGGGGGCCAUUUGGGCUUCUGGCGGUGGAGAUAAACCUAGGCGAGGCCUACGAAGUGAACUCAAGCCUAGCGAGACUCCUUCCCCAUCACCUGAGCAAAAGAGUCUGAUUCGUAAGGACAAGCCAACAAACUGCGAAGAGUGCGGCAAGAUCUUCAGGACGUACCAUCAGUUGGUCCUCCAUUCUCGAAUCCACAAGAAGGAACGAGGGGGAGCAGAGAGUCCCACCAUGCCUGUAGAUGGGAGGGCCCAAAGCGUAGGCUCUUGUAGUAGUUCAUCUCUUGACAGAGCAGAGGAGUACUCAGAGGAUGGCUCAGAAGAGGGAGCGCCAGUUGACGCCUUUAAUCCAGAAAAUAUUGAGGAAGGAUUGGGAAAAAUGAAGCUGAAAAUUCUUGCUCCAAGAAAAUGCAGUUACUGUGGCAAGACUUUCCGCUCGAACUAUUACCUCAAUAUUCAUCUCAGGACACAUACUGGUGAAAAACCUUAUAAAUGUGAAUACUGUGACUAUGCCGCAGCACAGAAAACGUCUUUGAGGUACCAUCUAGACAGACGUCACAAGGACAAACCUUUCACAGAAAUCCCGAACAUUCCUGCAACAUCGUCUGCAAGAAGUAUCAUCAAGGCCAUUGAACCUCCCAAGAAUGUAAAUGAGAAACAAGCCUUAAAACCAGCCAAACAAUGGCUUGCUCCUAAACCUCUGCCUGCCAGUGUUAAACAUGAACCUGGCAUGAGCAAAGCCGUUAUUAACAGCACAAGUCCUUCCAUUCAAGUCAAGAAAGAGUAUGUUAGUUCUCCCGGCGCAGCUCCUUACACCCCUGUGGGUGAGGUCAACAAAAAAUACCCGUUACCGGUAAACCCGAAGAUGGAGGAGAAGGAGGCUACCGAAGCACCUUUGAAUUUGUCCCUCAAAGUGCCACUUCCUGUAUCUGCUACCUCAGUACCCAGAAACCUGUUACCGACCAACACGUGUACCUCUUGCUCCUAUGAAACCCUUUACCCUGAGGUUCUCUUGAUGCAUAAAAAGCUCAUCCACAAGGAGAAGUUGGAUGUCAAGAAGAAUGGAUACAGGGGACCUCAGAAACAGAAACGGUACACUGGUUGCCCACCGGCUCUUGAAGGCAAAGAUGUCACUCCUUUGCCCCACAUCAACAGGAAGCAUCCCCGUCGGACCAAAUCCCCAUUGCGCCAGCCAGAAAAACUUGGGGAGAAGCUUCCGAAACAACCUCAAAUGUCUAAGAUUUCGCCUGCGAAAGAUCACUGGAGGGAUCAGCACCAGGAGGGCCAAAGGGGCAGGGAAUCGGAUGCAACCAGCUCGCUUUCUAGAAACUCAGAGCAAGAAUCUAGCAGAAAAUUAAAAGUGCCUUUGGUAAUUGAUCGAGAGUUCUUCAAGCAGAGGCCUGGCCUGGAUCAGGAGAUGAAUCGGAGGGCAAGCAUGGGCAAAAACGGAAUGGUUUGGCCCACAGAUCCAGCUAGACUUUGCCUUUCGGACCGUUUCCGAAACAUGACGCAAACGGACAUCGGCGAACCCUCUAGCAAGAGACACAAGUCCUUUGAGCCUCUAUAUACUGCAUCUGGACGGCUUGGAGAGGAUUUCAACCGAAUCGUGCCCUCCGGCAGAAAUGCGAAAACCUCGUUGCAGGCAAACUCGCCCUUGGGUUCGGUUAAGGUGACUCCCACUGCGUCUCCCAACAGCAUGCAGGCUGACUGGAAUGUCAUCAACCUGCUCCGCACCUACACGCCCAACAACCUGGCCUCACUCUAUCACCCCACCACUGCAGGUUCCAGCCAUGCUGUCAUGGCCUCACCGGUCACUGGGAGCAGGUCCUUGAUCUUCCCUCAUUACUCAACUAGUAUGACUCAGAGGAGAAUCCAAACCAGCCCUCUGAGUAAUGAACGCUGUGGACCUUCAGAUAAGAGCUCUUAGACCUAUCCAGGCUUCGAAAUACAUAGAUAAAAUGCUGAUGGCGACGGUGGGGUCCUUGGCCGGGAGAAAAGUUUAAGUGAUUUGAUGUUGCUCACUGUUCUUCAGACACUACCGCUGAAGGGAUUGACAUGUUGGAAGGAUGUACUGUGUGGAUACGGGCCUGAGCUCUGCUCUAUCCUUGGCUGCAAGGCAGAACGAACUUGGACUGCAGCCUUGAAUAGUGUUGUUUUGAUUCAAUUUGUAUUCCAUUAUGGCAAUAGAUUCAUCUGCGGUGCACUUAACACAAAGCUGAACGUCAGACGCACUCCGUGCAUGACAGUUGACUUGUGAAUCUGUUGUGGGUCGGUGGUUUAUGAUGAUGGCCUCAAUACUAAUAAUCAAACCACAAGCCCAGCAAGUGCCUCCAUUUACUUUUUAUUAAAAGCCUAAAUACACGAGUGGAUGGCACUGACCAAAUAAACAAAGAGGGGCGCUGUGUUUUGCUUUUCUCUAAUCGUGUCUGUAUUGUUAAUGUUUAACAUCUCUUUUGCAGGUCAACUUUAUGCUAUGCACAGAACGGGAAGUCGAUAGUUUCCGAAGUUAGAAACUUUCUCAUUUGUACAAAAUCUAGCUGCUGUGUUACCGUCUCUGAUGCAAGACUUCUGAAGCAAUGGUGA
Messenger RNA from Sinocyclocheilus anshuiensis, 3512 nucleotides. Its product is annotated as zinc finger protein 217-like. Gene Ontology annotation, cellular component: nucleus. The transcript has 5 exons. The annotation marks the transcript as partial. NCBI's taxonomy places the organism in Eukaryota, Metazoa, Chordata, Actinopteri, Cypriniformes, Cyprinidae. The record is from RefSeq and is a predicted model, not a curated record. Gene Ontology annotation, molecular function: RNA polymerase II cis-regulatory region sequence-specific DNA binding; DNA-binding transcription factor activity, RNA polymerase II-specific. Gene Ontology annotation, biological process: regulation of DNA-templated transcription.